AUGAUGGAGUCAAAGGUUGUGCGGUUCUUAGCGUACCAAUCAAUAUUUUCGAGCGUUGGAUCUGGGGACUUCGAUGGGGUGAAGAAACUGGUGGAGAAAGUGAAGAAGGAAGAAGGGUCAUCGCUCUUUGAUGUGAUGUCUCUUCAGAACGAUGCUGGAGAGACUGCACUUUACAUAGCUGCAGAGAAUAAUCUGCAAGAGAUUUUCAGCUACUUGCUCAACAUGUGUGACUUUGAAGCCGUCAAGAUUCGCUCCAAGUCUGAUAUGAACGCCUUUCACGUUGCUGCCAAGCGUGGUAAUCUAGAUAUUGUGAGGGAACUUUUGAAUACUUGGCCUGAGGUCUGCAAGUUAUGCGACUCCUCAAACACCAGUCCUCUAUAUUCUGCAGCAGUUCAAGACCACUUGGAUGUGGUGAAUGCUAUCUUGGAUAUUGAUGUCGGUUCCAUGUUAAUAGUUAGAAAAAACGGCAAAACUUCAUUGCACAAUGCUGCCAGGUAUGGCGUGGUUCGUAUUGUAAAAGCACUUAUUGCUCGGGAUCCAGGAAUAGUAUGCAUAAAAGAUAAAAAAGGUCAAACUGCACUGCAUAUGGCUGUCAAAGGACAGUGUACAUUAGUGGUAGAGGAGAUAUUACUAGCUGAUCCUUCUAUAUUGAAUGAGCGAGAUAAGAAGGGUAAUACAGUUCUUCACAUGGCUACAAGGAAAUGCCGUUCACAGAUAGUGAGCCUUUUGCUAAGCUAUUCUGCCAUGGAUGUUAAUGCCAUCAACAAGCAGCAGGAAACAGCCUUGGAUUUGGCAGAUAAACUGCCAUAUGGAGAUUCAGCUUUGGAAAUCCAGGAAGCCCUUGCAGAAUAUGGAGCUAAGCAUGCCAGGCAUGUUGGCAAAGUAGAUGAAGCAAUGGAACUUAAGAGGACCGUGAGUGAUAUAAAGCAUGAGGUGCAGUCACAACUUAUACAAAAUGAAACAACUCGCCGACGGGUUUCUGGAAUUGCCAAGGAACUGAAGAAACUUCAUAGAGACGCAGUUCAAACCACCAUUAAUUCUGUUACUGUGGUUGCUGUCCUUUUUGCCUCAAUAGCCUUCUUGGCCAUCUUCAAUUUGCCCGGUCAAUAUGAAAAGAUACCCGGAGAAGAGAUUGGGGAAGCUAAUAUAGCCAAUCAUCUUAGUUUCCAAGUUUUCUGCUUUCUGAAUUCUACAUCCCUUUUCAUUUCUCUUGCAGUUGUUGUAGUUCAAAUCACCUUGGUAGCCUGGGACACAAGGGCUCAAAAACAGAUUGUGUCAGUGGUUAACAAGUUGAUGUGGGCUGCAUGUGCUUGCACUUGUGGUGCUUUUCUAGCAAUAGCUUUUGAGGUCGUUGGAGGGAAAACAUGGAUGGCUAUCACCAUAACCCUUUUGGGUGUACCUAUUCUAGUUGGGACUCUAAUAAGCAUGUGCUACUUUGUUUUCCGACAACAUUUCGGUAUUUUCCGCAGUGAUUCCCAGAGACGCAUCAAGCGAGCAAGUGGAAGCAAAUCUUUCUCAUGGUCGUAUUCUGCAAAUAUAUCAGAUUUGGAUGAAUACGAUUCUGACAUUGAGAAGAUCUAUGCCCUGUGA
This is a messenger RNA of Sphenostylis stenocarpa, 1590 nucleotides long. Lineage: Eukaryota; Viridiplantae; Streptophyta; Magnoliopsida; Fabales; Fabaceae. The record is from the annotation of a GenBank genome assembly.